CGUUGGCCACGCUCUCUUCCCGCCUGGCUCCGGACUUCAUCUUGUCUCUGCUGUUCUUUCCCGUCACCCUCUUUCUCGACCAUAUUCAUGAAUUGACGAUUCCAGACGUCUUCCAUCAUCUGUAGUAGUCCCUUCUCUCGUAACACUACCGUCGCUCGCUUUGGACAAAAUCUAUCAUCAUUCGCUCGCAUUUUUGCAUUAAUCUCGCCCGGCUCUUUGGCGAACUCUGAACUACUGUCGUUUUAAUACUGCAUUUGACUUUUGUUUUCUUCCCUGGCGUGCACCCGCAGCAACAUCGUCUCGAGAAGGGGGCCCGACCACCCAACGACCGACCUGACCAGCCGUGACAUCCAACGGCUUCCUUUACCUCCGGGCCGUAUCACGAUUAAUCAUCUGGAAUCGAUCACAUCCCAUCUCCUUAGGUCAAGUCGAUUAAGCCUCGUUUUUCAUCCUCGCAUCAUCAUAUUUCAUCUCUUCGACCACCAAGAUGAGGAGCCCACAGCAAUUCUUGACUAUUGCCCUCGCCUUAUCACCCCUCACAGCAGCAUGGUCCCAGUGGCUGCCUGAUCUAGACUCGUUAGUGGUACGACAGGAUGAUGGAUCCUCCACUCAGGAGAAUCAACCUACAAAAACACCAGCACCAGAAAAGUCUGCUACCGACGAUACAGCCAAAGAAACUGGCACUUCCAAGCCCAGCGACGAGGAUGAUGACAAUAAUGAUGAUGAUGACUCUACCAGCAAGGUGACGAGGUCCGCUACUGGCACCAGUAAAACCACAAAAACAUCAGCCCCAAAACACACGACGUUCAAUGCGUUAGACCCACCUGGUGGUGUGGCCAUGAUCGACCCGCCAAUAACAGCUGCUCAAACAUUGUACCGCAUCGAUAACACGGAUCCCAUCACAUGGAAAUGGAACUAUACAUCCCUCCAGGGGAAGCCAUCCGCUGUCGAUGUUUUGAUCUCAUGCUCCAAGGCGACAGCAACGUGGACCUUAACACAGAACAUGACCUUUGAGCCCACAGCUACCUUCACUUGGGACUCGAACGCGUUCCAGCAAAAACAGGUCGGAAGCCAGCUUCCUGUCGAGCAAUAUACGCUCCUUGUAUACGACUCAGAGGGAUCUUUCACUGACACGCCCGAGCCCGGAUAUCUCGCCCCAUUUUCUGGCUUCCAGUUCGGUCUGUACACGCCUAAACCGUACAGCAAUCUUACCGAAUGGCGGUGCACCACUUGCAGCGCCGCAACCCCUCUCGAGCGCCAGGCCCUUGGCUUCGUUGUCACCAUGAGCCUGGUCACCAUCUUCAGUUUCACGUGGUACGUGACAGGAAUUGCAGCACUGGUAUAAUCUUAACCAGAUAAAGAAAUGAUCACUUUGGUCUACCAGUCUUAAUCUAGAUCAGAGUGUGUGCAAUCCAUCUCGUCCUAGGGACAACAUUUAAUAGCAACAUCAGACUGGCAGAUAAAUAAUCAAUCGCAUCGUGUCGUUGUCAUCGUAUACACAUAUAUCACGUUAACUUAGUAAUAAUCAUUUGCGGGGGAAUCGGAGAAAUGGAGCAAUUCAUAUACUGGAACGAGGGACGGGCGUUUUUUAUGCUGUUACUCUUUAUAACUGUAUCUAUUUUGGACAUUGAGGACACCUACCUAGUACUGACUGACGC
Xylaria bambusicola is the source of this 1658-nucleotide messenger RNA. RefSeq lists its product as uncharacterized. Bases 488 to 1345 code for a protein of 285 amino acids. The record is from RefSeq and is a predicted model, not a curated record. The transcript is spliced from 2 exons. NCBI's taxonomy places the organism in Eukaryota, Fungi, Ascomycota, Sordariomycetes, Xylariales, Xylariaceae.